GGCGCAGGCGCAGAACAGCAGGUAGCACGUCCGAUAUUUCUACUUAAUAUUACAUAGAUUCCGGAAAGGGAAGUGACUACUUUGGAAAGUUAUCGAAGCAGAAAGUUUUCUUUCUCAGAAGUUAGCUAGCUAAACAAACAGAAGGAAAACAACAUGGGAACAACAGCAAGUCAAUUAAGGAAGGAUCUUCUCUCAGAAUAUCAGGAGCUGACAUUUCUUACAAAACAAGAAAUUCUGCUGGCACACAAGAGAUUCAGUGAACUCCUUUCCAAAGAGGACAGAAACCUCACCAGAGUGCCCAUGGAGAAAGUCCUUUCACUGACAGAACUCAAGUCCAACCCUUUCAGGAAAAGGAUUUGUCAUGUAUUCUCAACAUCUGAUAUGAAAGAUGGAAGUCUCACCUUUGAGGACUUCCUUGAUCUUUUGAGUGCCUUCAGUGAUUCAGCUACACUGGAAAUCAAGUCCCACUACGCAUUCCGCAUUUUUGACUUUGAUGACGAUGGCACUCUGGAUGGUGGGGACCUGGAGAAGCUGGUGAACUGUCUGACUGGUGAGACUGACGACACAAGGCUUACUCCUGAAGAGAUGAGGCAGCUCAUCAGCAAUAUUCUUGAAGAGUCAGAUAUAGACAAAGAUGGGACAGUGAAUUUGUCAGAGUUCCAACACGUCAUCUCGAGGUCGCCAGAUUUCGUCAGUUCUUUUAAGAUUGUGCUGUGAAGUCUACGAAUAACAGACACCAGGAUAUGGAUGCUUUGGAUUCUGUUCUAUUGACACUAAGAGGACCUCUUAUUUUAUCAUUGUAAUAACAAUAACUUUUAGAGAUUUUGCCUUAAAUUAUACGGCGUGGCUUUUCCCCCCGGACUAAAGGUCCCGAAUCUUCUGAACAUGUGCAGAUCACGUACUGCGCAUGUUUCUUUACCUCUACUUUACAUAUACAUUUUUGUGGUCACCUUCCCUUCACAGUUCUCAUUGACAAUCGUGAAUGAUAGAAAUAGUAAUGGCGCAUGCACCAACUCCACCGUUGGACAAAGCCUAAGGGGAAAUGAAUGGCGUUUUUGGAUAAAUGCCAAAAAUAAGGUUAGGUAAACACAAGCUUAGGAGAUGUUAUACAUUUUGUUCUGAGAUAAUUAAUCUUAAAUCAGCUAACAUCACUUUUUGUGAAUUUUGAAGAAAUUAUAUAAUUUUAAAAAGCACAUAGCACAAAUGCUUCAUAAUUCAUAAAGGUCAUGUUAACUGACUGCUAUUAUCUCAUGGAACAAAACAUAUAAGAUCUCCUAAGCC
Coregonus clupeaformis (lake whitefish) is the source of this 1281-nucleotide messenger RNA. Its product is annotated as calcium and integrin-binding protein 1-like. The record is from RefSeq and is a predicted model, not a curated record. The transcript has 7 exons. NCBI's taxonomy places the organism in Eukaryota, Metazoa, Chordata, Actinopteri, Salmoniformes, Salmonidae. Gene Ontology annotation, molecular function: calcium ion binding. The coding region runs from base 154 to 717 and encodes 187 amino acids.